This is a messenger RNA of Gopherus evgoodei (Goodes thornscrub tortoise), 3788 nucleotides long. RefSeq names its product TNF superfamily member 13b (gene TNFSF13B). Gene Ontology annotation, molecular function: tumor necrosis factor receptor binding; receptor ligand activity. Lineage: Eukaryota; Metazoa; Chordata; Testudines; Testudinidae. The transcript is spliced from 6 exons. Bases 17 to 1000 code for a protein of 327 amino acids. Gene Ontology annotation, cellular component: membrane. Gene Ontology annotation, biological process: immune response. The record is from RefSeq and is a predicted model, not a curated record.
CUCCAUAUGACAGGAAAUGAUCUGGGCGUUUUGGUCAGAUAUUUUGACUGCCCUUAGUUUCAGCCAGCAACUGGCAAAAUGGAUUACACCCCAGAAGGAGACAGAGCUGAAUGUUCCGUCUGGCUUUAGUAAGGAAAGAGCAGAGAUGAAAUCCAUGGACUGUGUGCACAUCAUCCAACAGAAGGGUAUCUCCUCCUCUCCUGCUCUCUCUGGUGCUGGUUUGGGCAGGAAAGGACUCCUCUCGGUCACAUUCCUGUGGCUUGCAACGCUCCUGUCCUCUUGUCUUGCAGCAGUGUGUCUUUACCACGUUCUCACACUUAAAGCAGAACUAGCAACUCUCCGCAGCGAGCUGAUCUACAGAAUCCAGGCAAGAACUCCGCUACCCCAGGCCCAGGAUGAGAGUAAACAGGGUACUGUAUUCUCUUCUUCCUUGCAGUUAACAGCAGCCGCUGCCAGGCAGGAAAUCAGGCUGCCUGCUUCUGAGGCAGGUGAAGCCGAUGAAAAGAGAGGCUGGAGUACAGGCAGAAGCAGAGGGAGAAGGUCUGCGCUGCCUACAGAAGAAAUAAUGCUACAGGCCUGUCUGCAAUUGAUUGCUGAUAGCAAAAGUAACAUCCAACAAAAAGAUGACUCAAGUAUUGUUCCAUGGCUUCUUAGCUUUAAAAGAGGAACAGCUCUGGAAGAGCAAGGAAAUAAAAUAUUGGUCAAAGAAGCAGGUUACUUUUUCAUAUAUGGUCAGGUUUUAUAUACAGAUACAACAUUUGCUAUGGGACAUCUAAUACAAAGGAAAAAGGCUCAUGUAUUUGGUGAUGAUCUCAGUUUGGUGACAUUAUUUCGUUGUAUCCAAAACAUGCCUCAUUCUUAUCCUAAUAAUUCUUGCUAUACCGCUGGCAUUGCAAAAUUAGAAGAAGGGGAUGAACUUCAACUUACAAUACCACGGAGAAGGGCCAAAAUAUCAUUGGAUGGAGAUGGCACUUUUUUUGGUGCAGUUCGACUCCUGUGAUACUCUACAGUUUUGCAUCACUCUUAUCUCUGUUCUCUUUUUUGUUUUUAUGUAAUUGAAAAAAAUGGAGACACAGUUAAGCGGCCAAUUCAGUCUCGUUUUCUUUUUUUUUUUUUUCUUAAACCCCCUUUCUUUGGUUUGAUGAACCAUAAACAGGAAACCCAGCAGACAUACUUCUGAUGUGACUGUCAUGUGAAUUACCAGAAAUAUAGGUUAUUUUAGGCAAUAGAGGAAUAAAAAUACCAGUGGCUAUACAGACAUGUCUUACAGCUUUAAAACAACUUCUUGUCCAUGAGGUAUUACUCAGGGCCUUGAUACUGUAGAGUUUGACCCAAAAUAUCUCAAAUGUAAUGAGGACAUUGUGAUUAGUAAAUCAUUAUCCAGGAGGUACUGAAGUAACAUAAACAAGUCAACAUAAACACUACUCAGAUUCAUAUUAAAUUUCACAAGUGUUUUAUUGUUAAAUAAGAAAGAAUCACUAAAGAGUAGAACCCUCAGAAUACAUAUUAACAUACAGUAUAUUAGAAAUUGCUAAUAAUCUGCAGACAAAGAUUCAACUGACAAAUGUACAAUUGUUAGCCCAGUUUUUAGCACUGACUGAACUUUUGGAAGAAACUGAAAUCAGAUGAGGAAAUAGGGGUUGGGGGGGAAGACUGACCGGGGCAGUGGCAGGGGAAGGAUAUAGGAUUGGGAUAGGAAGUCCAGAGGAGUGGGACUAGGACUUCCUGUGGAAGGAGACUGGGAUAAGAUGCCUGAGUGGACACUAGGACUGCUUAGGAGAAGAAAACGGGACUAGGUGAGGCCAACAAGUGUGGUGAAAAGAUAGGAUAGAGACAGCCUGGAGGGGAGCAAGGAUAAUGGAAAUGGAAUUAAGCUUGAGGGAAAACGGGCAGAAAUGUCUUUCCUCCAGACCCCCAAAUACAACCCAAGAUACCUGAAUUUCACCAUUCCUCUGCUGUCUAUGAAACCCUUGUCACAGAAUCUGGAAUGGGUCACAAACUGUCAAAAAACAGGGAAGACAGAUCCAAACUGGUGGUAUAUUCUAUAAUUAGAUUUCACCAAACCAGCAACAAAUGUGUGCUCCUCAAUCACUAUUCUAGCUUACCAGGGAGCCAUAGCCAGUUGCCUUAGACAUUCCAGCCUAUAUUAUCACCGAAACUGCACUUAAUGAUGAAAGGUUAUUAAAGCCAAAAAUUGUCACGCUUUCAGUUACUCCCAGCCAAAAAGGGCCAGCCACUUACCGCAGGUCAAGGUAUACUUCAAAUCUCAAAGAUAAUGCUGAAGCCAAUUUCUUUAGUAAAUUAAACUAAAGAAAUGAAAGAUAUUGAGAGUUUAAAGCUGGUAAUAUACAUAACAGGUGAGUCAAACUUUGUAAGUCCAAAAUUAUAGUAGUGAUGUCUGCUAGCUUCCAUAAGUGUCUCAAGGUUUCCCAAAAUGUCUUUGGUGACCUCUGUCUUGUAUCUGCAGUGUCCCCUGACAGCAUCCAAAUAGAUCAUUCCCAGGGCUCACUUUUAUAGCUGUUCCCCUGAAAAGCAGCCAACCAAAUACUUGUACUCAAAGCAUAGGCUCUCCCUCUGAAGAGUGCAUUUUGAGUUUUUCACCUCAGGUCAUCAAAUCAAGGACCACUUGUUUUGAAAUUAACAUUUUACUUCCUAUGCAUAUGCAAGUAAUCCAGUUAUAGUGAUAUACAUAUGCAGUUACCUGCCAUUACAUUCUAAUAGGGAUAGAUAAGUGAAAACAACACAGAUGACAUUCAUUAGCUUUCAGGAAGUUUACACAUCAAGCAAAUUCUCUUAUAGCUGACACAAACCUCUGAUCUAGGAUUAAUUAAGCAUAGGGUAUACAUAUAAUGCAAAUCAAAUUACAGAUGUGUCGACAAUAGCACUAACAUUUAUUUGAACUAUUCUGACAGACAGAUGAAUUGGCUUGAUCCCAUUAUAAUGCCUCUUGGCAUUCUCUUGAUUCCUAUCAGCACAAGUGAAUGGGCCUAUGUUUGGUAGCCCACUUAACAUCUCUUUGGUAACCACGCACAGGUGCAUUAGCACUCCUAACACUUCUUUGAGCCGGCUAAUGGUCAGCACCACAAUGCUCUAGCAAAGUGUGUGUAUCAUUGCCAUCACAGAAGAUGAUAACAUACUGCUCUCUUUUACUGCAUUAGCUCAAGUGACAGAUGACUGUGAUGGAUCUAAAUGUUCUAAGUUUGCUGAUGACCUGUUUGAGUGUCAGUCUGAUGCCACUCAUUGUUCCUUUACACACUUGCUGUAUCAUAUUAUGACUAUAUAUCAUGCUUAACAUUUUCAUGCUGUGCUGUCAAAUACCUGAUUCAUUUGGUAUAUUUCCAUGGACUACAUGCUAUGGUCAGAUUCUAGAGAAUCUCAGCUUUCAUUUAAUAACAAAAAGUAAGUUUCUAAGCCUCGUUGUUGUGAAGAAAACCUCCCAGAUAUGAACAGGCUGGGAACUGAUAGUGACUGAUUUCCUGUACUUGACACCAGUCUGACCCAAUCUCUGAAAGCUGUGAGCUCCUCCAUCUCUUAAGUUAGUUAGUUUUGUGCCAAAUUAGACUAACUCUUAAUGAUAACUUUUCUAAUGGCAGCAUUGCCUCACUGAUGAGGGCUUGAAGCCCACUGAGUGGAGAGGAAUGAGGAAUAGCUGCAGGGAAAGAAAUGAUAGAAGGAUAGUAACAGCAAAAGGAGCAUGAAUUAAAAAGAGGAAAGUGGUGGUCUAAAGAGUAGACUAUUCUUCCACUGAAUGUUGGUGAAUGCAUCAAUAAAGCCAUGUAUAAAUACUA